Molecule: messenger RNA, 1768 nt
Organism: Trametes versicolor FP-101664 SS1
Lineage: Eukaryota; Fungi; Basidiomycota; Agaricomycetes; Polyporales; Polyporaceae
Exons: 6
Coding region: 182-1705 (507 amino acids)
Source: RefSeq, a predicted model, not a curated record
ACGGUCUCAAGUGCAUCCAAGUGCAUCCCCUCGAGCAGUGGUUCCAUCUCAUUGCCCGCCCGGGAUAGGCUGCCUUCACUCUUCGUCGACUUUUCGUCCAUGAGCUAACGCCGUGUAUGCAAUUUCUAACAUCAGACGAGGACAUGUGCAAGGUACACUAACAUCGCAUCGCGUACAUGCCAUGAAUACGUCAAAAUCGUCUACGACGUUGAAUAUCGACGUCUUACUCGUCAUAGUGGCUUUCUGCGAAGGUCCCACGCUCUCCACGCUUAUCAGAACAUGCAAGGCGUUCUACCAUACCGCCGCGCGGCAUUAUCUGGAAGACAGAGGAGCUACACUUCGUUCCGACCGAGAAAUCGCCCUCUUCCUCCGGUUCAUGCGCCCAGACCAGGGCAAACGUUGGCGAUACCUCUACGAACUCCACUUCGAUAAGGACAGCCUCAUUGGCCCCUCCCUCGCGAAGUCCUUCGCUUAUGGCAUCAAGAAAGCGGUCAAUCUCGAGGUCCUCAAGUUCGCAUACGUCGAAGCGACCCUCAGCUCGCAUCCCGAUCUCGGCCCCGCGUUUGCUUCGCUACCCAGAAUCAAGCACAUAACGAUGUCCAAAGUCGGUGGCAUUGCCUGUAAAAUGCUUGAAACCAUGCAGUGGCCGUUGGAAACCGCCGCUCUGUGCCGCACGGCUCUCAAUCGCAAGGCCUGGCCGGAUGAAAACCGGUACGAGCGCUUGAACCCCGCCCAGCUCUUCAAAAACGCAUGUCGUACCCUCCGCAGCCUCAAUCUCGACUCAUGGCGGGACUACGUCGACCACUCGCCCCUUCCGGUCUACCCACGGAUGAAGUCGCUCACCGUCAUCGGAAACAACUGUCCUUCCACCGCUCCUUGGGCGGCAGCCUACCCACACCUCGGGUAUCUAGAAGUGUCGACCAUCGAGCAGGCACUCCUGGACCUCUCCGAAGACUCCCUCGAGCUGUAUCUGGAGACACGGGAAGAGAAUCGACAGGGACACCUCACGCGCGGUACCUGGAAGGAGCUGGAGACGUUCAAGGGCGCCCCCCUAGACUUAUACCUUGUCGGCGUGCCGUGCAGGAUCCGACGUCUCGAGCUGGACAUAAUGAAGGACGAGCUACGCUUCCUGCCCAUCGUCGUGGCUGAUACGCUCCCGGCGGAACUCAUCCUCGACCUCGCGUCGCAGGUGCUCAAUGGCGGCGACAACGCCUGGCUGCUAGAUCACCUGCGGGAUCCGGCGCUAAGCAGUGUCCGUGCGCUCACGCUCACACUGCGAGAUCACCUUCCGAGUACAGCCGACUUCCCCGACUUCUGGGAUCGCCUGGCCGACGCACUGCCGUCGCUCACCCUCGACUCCCUCGCUGUCAAGAUCAAAAUCGAGAGCAUGAAGGACAUGCACUGGUUCACCUUCAGCUCCCCAACUGGGUCAGACUCGGAUAGCGCUCGCAGAGCGGAGCAAGCUCGGAUCGACAGGCCAAUGCCCCCGCCCUGCGAGACGGAGCUCUACAUCAGCACCCUCGCGGCCGAUACCUUGGCCCGCCGGUUUCUUCAAGUGUCGCAUUCCCUCGAGAGCGUCGAGGUGGACGUUGCAUUUUGGUGGAACUCCGAGUACGAGAACAAGAAUGUUCGGAUGACGAGGCGGGAACUUCACCCGAGUGCGGGCUUGACUGGCGCUAGCGACCUUUCAGCGGUGACUGCAUAACCUCGAGCAUGCCAGACGACCUUGUCUCCGUACUAUUACAAAUGCUUUUUUAUCCUACGUUUC